AUGUUCUUGCAUCAGCUCGACCUCACUACCGCACUGCGCCCGUCGCUCCUGCCGGAGGAGACGCUGCUUUUUGUCCAAGAUCAAGUCGGGCUCUAUGAGGGCAAAUUCAAGAUACCCGAGUAUCAAAAUGGCCAGUCCUACCUGACCUCGCACCGCGUCUGCUAUGUAGACCACAACGAGCCACGUAAGAACUCGGUUGCUAUAUUUCUGAAAGAUGUCGAGAAAGCCGACUUUUAUGCCGGGUUCCUCAAGUCCUCACCCAAGAUCACCCUCUACCCGAAGCCUUUGAAGCAGUUGUCGCGUGGUAGCUCGGUGCCCUCCAAUCCACAGGUCGCUUCCGUCUCGUCUUCCACCCCGCCGCGACAUAGUAGCCCCGCGCCCCCGCCUCCAGCAAGCGCAACAUGGGUGUGUCCGAUAUGUUCAUUUUCGAACCCGGUGCCGUCCAACUUCGAUCCUGCCUUGGCAUCGCGUACACCCAUACCACCAUGUCUGGCAUGCGGAAUCAAGCCGCCAACGGUGCAUGUAGUCAAGGCGGCCAUAGCAGCCAUUUCGAACCGACCCGCUCCUGGUCCGCCGCCGAAAGAUGUGAAGAAUGGAGCACCCGUCGCUGUAAACAAUGGGAAACGUCGUCGUGUCGAGGUGCACUACAGACCAUCCCUCCUCUGCUCACUCAGGUCCCAGUCACCAGGUCCUACUCUUGCAUCACCUUUGCAGUCUGAGUCUGUCGAAUGCAUCAAGAUGUCGUUUCGUGCGGGUGGAGGGCCCAUCUUCUACGAACGUCUGAAGAAUGCCCUGAUCCAACGCAAAUGGCUGCUGCAAAGUGCCCCACCGAUUCCGAAACCGCGGCCAGCCUCUGGGAGUUUUCAGGACGGCUACGCCCCAAAUCCCGAUGGUUCGUCUGCCGAAGAGGAGCGGCCUCGAGUUGUCGGUAUUGCAGGAUUGGAGCGGCGCGGUCUGGAGCAGAGACAGAAUAAUGAGGCUAUGAUAGGCGGUGCAUUUGAAGAUCUCGAAGCGCUGAUGACUUCAGCAAAGGAGAUUAUUGCUCUAGCUGAACAGUUUGCGUCGCAGGCCAACCUAGGCACUAGUGAUAGUUCCGAAGCCAAUGCGUUGGCAUCCCAGUCUGCUUCUGCACUUGGUCUGGUUACCACCAAGGAUAUGCUGGGCACUGGAUCAGGUUCAGAAUCCUUAUAUGUAUCAGAGCUUUCAAGGAAUUUGGCCGAGUGGUUGACAGACGAUACUCGGGGGAUACUACGAAAAGAGGGUGGCAUCAUGACACUUGUAGACUUGUGGGCCGUCUUUAACCGCGCAAGAGGGGGCGUUGAGCUUGUCAGCCCUUCAGAUUUUGAAAAGGCAGCUCGAAUGUGGGACACGCUCAAACUCCCAGUACGUUUACGGCAGUUCAAGAGUGGCCUUUUAGUCGUCCAAGGUCGCGACCGCACGGAUGAGAAGACCAUCGCCAGUCUCCUGGCCUGGUUGAAGAUCCUGCAUCAAGAGCCGCCAGCCAACGAAGUUACAUGGGACUGGCAAAUGUACGGACGAGGCGUCACCGCUCAAGAGACGGCUGAAAGAUUUGGUUGGAGCGUUGGAGUCGCAACUGAAGAGCUGGAGAUGGCCGAAGAAUCUGGCGCACUGUGUCGUGAGCAGGGCAUCGACGGCUUCAGAUUCUGGGAAAACUGGCUUAUCAACAUGCCAGAGACUGUGGGAGCGAGCAUGUAGAGAAGCUGGAAUGCUCGUCAUGUCGGAUACAAUAACCCGGAACGAUCAGGGUUCGUUAGAGCGCCGUUCAAAUCAAUGCAUAUCGCUAUUCAC
Messenger RNA from Pyrenophora tritici-repentis Pt-1C-BFP, 1809 nucleotides. The record is from RefSeq and is a predicted model, not a curated record. Lineage: Eukaryota; Fungi; Ascomycota; Dothideomycetes; Pleosporales; Pleosporaceae.